AUGAAGCUCACCAUCUUUAAGCCGCCAGGCUAUGUUCUGUCCGCCGUCGCCAUCUCUCUGGGAGGUUUCCUGAAUGGCUACGAUACAGGCAGCAUAGGUGCCGUAACCGAAAUGCCCUACUUCGCAAGCAGUAUUGGCGAACUAUCGCCUUUCCUCCGUGGCUUCACGGUCUCCCUCAUCAUGCUCACCGGCGGGUUUCCAUCAUUCUUUGCUGGUCAACUUGCUGAUCGCUUUGGACGCCUUGCUAUUGUUGCUGCAGGGGCGUUGGUGUUUACCAUCGGUGCUGUAUUGGAGGGAGCUGCCAACAAGUUGGGCGUGUUUCUCGCUGGCAGAGCGCUUUGUGGAAUUGGUGAGGGGUUGUGGUUGAGCAAUGUUAGCGUGUAUAUCACUGAGAUUGCUCCGUCGGUAAGACGAGGUAUGUUGGUGUCCUUGCCACAGUUUAUGGCUUGUGCGGGUAUCUGCGCUGGAUACUUUACUUGUUAUGGCAGCGUCAGAGUAGAGUCUAGCUUUUCAUGGCGAGCACCCUAUAUCAUCCAAGCUGUUCUCGGACUCUUGCUUGCCACAAUGCCACUGGUACUACCUCAAUCACCUCGCUGGCUGCUGCUACACGGCCACCGCGAGAAAGCCAUCCAAGCACUCAAAAGCCUCGAUUUUAGCGCCGUCGAGGCUGAGAAAGAUCUCCUUGGUCCAGCUGCCGAACAACAGAUGAACACACGACAGCCAGGUCCCGUAGAAGGCCUAACAAUGCUCUUCCGCAAACCCUACCGUAAACCAGCCUUACUGGCCCUCUACGUGCUAGGAGUGAUUCAACUCAGCGGUAUCGAUGGCGUUUUAUACUACGCACCCACCCUCUUCGCCCAAGCCGGCAUCUCUGCAAAAACCUCUUCCUUUCUCGCCUCAGGUCUCUCCGCCAUCCUAAUCCUCUGCAUCAGCAUCCCCGCUUUACUUCUCGCAGACAAAGUUUCCCGUCGCAGCAGCAUAAUCGUCGGUGGUUGCCUCCUCACUUUCUGCAUGUUCACCAUCGGCACCUUGUACGCAUCCAACUCCGUAACACCACAGAACCCCGCUCGCUGGCUGGUCAUCAUCCUCGUUUUCGUUUUCGGGCUCGCAUACUCAGCUACCUGGGGUAUAGUCGGCAAAAUCUACGCGUCGGAAAUCCAACCUGCAGCCACGAGAUCUGCGGCAUCAGCUGUAGCGCAGGGAUUGGGUUUCUUUACAAAUUGGAUCGUUGCGAUUGUCACGCCUGUGCUGUUAGCAAAGUCGAGCUACGGAGCAUACUUUCUGUUCGGAGGCAUUUGUGCAAUCAGUGUGUUGGUGUUGAUGCUUAGCAUGCCUGAAACACGAGGAUUGAGUUUGGAGGAUAUUCAACAGGCCUUCCUGGUUCCUGGGACUGCGCAGAGGGGAAGGGUGGUCAGUUUGCUCAGGAGGUGGGUCGGUGUUGGGUCGAACGAGAGUCUGGCUUCUGGAGACAAUUCGCAGGCAAGUGCAUCGGCUGUGGAACUCAGGGAUGUGGGUGAUUUGCUGGGUCGAGGUACUUGA
Messenger RNA from Aureobasidium namibiae CBS 147.97, 1539 nucleotides. RefSeq names its product general substrate transporter. Gene Ontology annotation, cellular component: membrane. Gene Ontology annotation, molecular function: carbohydrate:proton symporter activity. The record is from RefSeq and is a predicted model, not a curated record. Gene Ontology annotation, biological process: carbohydrate transport; transmembrane transport. The transcript has 5 exons. The coding region runs from base 1 to 1539 and encodes 512 amino acids. NCBI's taxonomy places the organism in Eukaryota, Fungi, Ascomycota, Dothideomycetes, Dothideales, Saccotheciaceae.